Molecule: messenger RNA, 2739 nt
Organism: Camelus dromedarius (Arabian camel)
Lineage: Eukaryota; Metazoa; Chordata; Mammalia; Artiodactyla; Camelidae
Gene: MS4A1
Product: membrane spanning 4-domains A1
Exons: 7
Coding region: 182-1075 (297 amino acids)
Cellular component (GO): membrane; external side of plasma membrane
Source: RefSeq, a predicted model, not a curated record
CAAGGUAGCAGAAGCCACUGAUUUCCUGUCACCUGGUAUCUGUCAGAGAUCCCAGGCCUGGACCAUCUCACUCACUCGCUGUGUGCUUGAGAAAGUAGCUGUCGAACUGAACUCAGCAGCAAGCAUCCGAAUCCUCCCUUGAGCCCUAAAGCCUUGGAGACUCAGGAGUCUGGAGGGUGAAAUGACGACACCCAGAAAUUCGAUGACUGGGGCUGUCCCAGCAGAUCCCAUGAAAGGUCCUAUUUCCAUGUAUCCUGUCCAAAGACGGAUUCCCAGGAGGGUGCCUUCAAUGGUGGGCCCCACCCAAGGCUUCUUCUUGAGGGAAUCUAAGGCUCUCGGGGCUGUCCAGAUUAUGAAUGGGCUCUUCCACAUUGCCAUAGGCGGCUUCCUGUUGAUCCACAUGGAGGUCUACGUACCGAUCUGUGUAAUUCUGUGGUACCCUUUCUGGGGAGGCAUUAUGUUUAUCAUUUCCGGAUCACUCCUGGCAGCGGCGGCGGAGAAAAACUCCAGGGAGAGUUUGGUCAAAGGGAAAAUCAUAAUGAACUCGUUGAGUCUCUUUGCUGCGAUUUCUGGAGUAAUUUUUUUGAUCAUGGACAUAUUUAAUAUCACAAUUUCCCAUUUUUUUAAAAUGAAGACUUUGAAUUUUAUUAAAGUUCCCACGCCAUACAUUAACAUACACGACUGUGAACCAGCUAACCCCACUGACAAAAACUCUCUAUCUAUGAAAUAUUGUGACAGCAUACGAUCUGUGUUCUUGGGCAUUUUUGCAUUGUUGCUGAUCUUUGCUUUAUGCCAGAAACUUGUGACAGCUGGCAUUGUUGAGACUGAAUGGAAAAAAAUGUGCUCCAGACGCAAAGCUAAUAUAGUUCUCCUGUCAGCUGAAGAAAAAAAAGAACAGGCAAUUGAAAUAAAAGAAGAGGUGGUUGAGCAGCCUGAAAUAGCUCCCCAACCAAAGAAUGAAGAAGACAUUGAAAUUAUUCCAGUCCAAGAAGAAGAAGAAGAAACAGAAAUAAACUUCCCAGAACCUCCCGAAGAGCAGGAAUCCUCACCAAUAGAAAAUGAUGGUGCCCCUUAAACUACUUUUCUGUUUUCCGUUUUCCUUUUCUUAAGCAUCAGUGUUCACAGCUUCCAGGAGACAUAGUUCCCCCCACUUCUGGAGGUACUCUGCCUGCAUCCUGCACAUCUCUCUCUGGUCUUUACAUGGAGUGACCACAGCUCCCUUCUCCCAUCCUCAUUCAGAGAGUGAAUUAUAUAGGCCAUUGUAGCAGAUCGUGUCGUCGUGUUUCUUGUUUAGGACAGUUUUCUUACAUUAAAAGAAAAGGCUGAAUAAGGGCUGCAGAACGUGAUUCCUUAUUAGCCUUUUCCUUGGGUAAGGUAUAGUAGUAGUUGCAGUAGUUGCAGUAGUAGCAGCAAUAGUAGGGUUGGUUUGGGUUUUUUUUGUUUUUUGUUUUUUGUUUUUCAUUUUUCCCUUUGCAGUAUGGAGACUCCACACCAGGCGAAAAAAAAAAAGUGUUCCAUGCCAUCCCUAAACUGAUCUAAACUCCUUCCACAUCUACAUUUUUUGUGCAGUCUCUUUAGCACCACUGUUUUAAGGAAAGUAAAAAAAUAAUAAUAAUGAGGUACAAUAAAGAACCUAUUCUGACUAUGUUUCUAUGGGGCUGGCACUGUGGUCUCCACACCCCAUCAGUGAAGCUCUAAGGAGCCAGUACUCAGCCUUGUCUUUGUACAAAGAGCACUGGUUUUACAUGGACAUGACGUCACUCUCUGUCUUAACUUUCCCAAACUCCUGCUCUAGUCUCUUGUCUUGCACUGUCUACCUACUUUCAGCCUUUCAUCAAGAGAAGAAAGAAUGAAAGAAAAAAAUGCCACCAUGAGUACCCAAACUGCAUAUGGUAAUCAAUACUUGUAUUUGUAGAAUAUUUUCCAGUUCAUAAAGUAUUUUAUCAAAUAAUUGUGAUUGGUCUUCCAUGAUCAAGGAAAAAAAUCCCUAUCUCUAUUUUACAAAUGAUUCAAAGAGGCCAAGUAGCUUGUAAAUAAGGAAAGGUAAUUUGUCAAUGGUCACAGCUAGCAAUUUUGAGAGCCUUGUUUCAUACUCAGAUCUUCUUAUUCAAAUGCUGUCAUGUUUGAAAUAAACAAAUUGCCUAUCCAAUGCCUGCAUAAAUCACUAGAGAGCCAUGUCAACAGGUUUUAUCAAGCACCUACCCCCUGAGUAGCACGAAACAGGUGUUGAGAGAGACAUACACAAGAGUCAGAAAUCAGGUUUUACCCCUUGGUGAUAAAAAGACUUAGACGUUCACAAACUUCAAAGAAUCAUUCAUAUAUAAUUAGCUGUCAGAUUAUAUAAUGCAGACACUAAGUGCUACAGGCAUUCUGAGAAAGAUCAUACUUGAAAACAGCAUAAUUAGUUACAAUGCCAAACCGUAGGGAAUAGUUACCCUACUUCCCGAUUCUUGCUCAUAUUUAGAGAUACUAGUACUUACCUACACCUGGAAAGAUGUCACUAUAAUCUAUCAACUACAUUUGAGCAUUUGCUACAUGCUGAGUGCUACCAGACUCUGGCAGGUAUAUAGACAAUGUAAUUGCCCCCCUCUGUGAUAUUUCCACUUUGUUAGGGUCCACCAAUGGAAGACAGUUCCUGUGAUUAGAAAAAAAAAAAAGGAAGUGGGAUAUUUUCUGUCUAUGUAACAUCCUCAAAAUGGCUUUAAAUGAAUAAAACUGUAUUUGUGUUCUUGUCAGCAA